UCACUAUCAACUACUUUGGCUAUUUCAUUUCUUAAUGAUGAGUCUAUAGCCCGUUGAGACAGGUGCAUUUUCACAUGGAGAUCUUGCGAUCGUAAGGUAAAGACACUUGACAGCGACACCAUGAGGCCACAUGGGAUGAGGGCGGGUCCAGGAGGAGUACGGGUGCGCACAACUCGGGUUUGUAGCGCGGGACUGGAGCAGCGGUGUAAACGAUCCCAGCUGCUGCCGUGAGGGAAUAGAGAGCUAUUCCCGUCCCCCGUGGGUUGAUCACGUGUCCUCGGGGAGCGUUCAGAUUGGGGACCAAGGCUCGAGAGAUUGGGAGCGCACCAUUGCGCACAGCCGAGUUGGACAGCAACAUCUUAAACACGCGUUAAUGAACGAGCGGCGAAUCAACCAGAUCAGUUUUGUUUUGGGGCGUUGUCAUAUACACUCCACAGUGGCGUGUGAUACACAGAUCCGUCAGGCACUGACACAGUGCGUGUGAUCCUUCAGUCACUGACUCGUCAAAACUUCUGUGCUUACCAACUGCGAUCUUGACUGCGAGCGUCACAUUAUUGCCAGCCACGCUACAAGUCGACAUACGGAGCUGUCACGGUGAACCGAGGUAAUUGGCCAGCUUCCGUGGGAUUUGAUGUCACCUUUAGAUUGGUUCAACUGAAGAUGGAAACACUGGAGUCUGAGCUGACCUGCCCAAUCUGCCUGGAGUUGUUUGAAGAUCCCCUGCUCUUGCCCUGUGCCCACAGCCUGUGCUUUAACUGCGCCCAUCGCAUCCUGGUGUCUCACUGCUCCACCAGCAAGCCCCUCGAGUCCAUCUCGGCCUUUCAGUGCCCCACUUGUCGUUACGUCAUCACGCUGAAUCACCGCGGCCUGGAGGGCCUUAAGCGCAAUGUGACGCUGCAGAACAUCAUUGACCGCUUUCAAAAGGCCUCCCUUAGCGGCCCCAACUCCCCCACUGAGAGCCGGCGCCUGCAGCCGCAGCGGCCCUACACCGCCACCAUUAGUGGCACAAUAGCAACGAUUGGCGGUGGUGGUGGCACAAGUGGAAGCAGCGCCCGCGGCAGCCCGGCGACUUCCAGCCACUCCCACCCGCACGCCAAUCACACCAAUCACGCCAACCACACCAACGCCAACCACAGCCCAGCUGUUGUUGCUAAAAUGGAUCCACGCAUCAGCUGCCAGUUCUGUGAGCAGGAUCCGCCACGUGAGGCUGUCAAGACGUGUGUCACGUGUGAGGUAUCGUACUGCGACCGCUGCCUGCGCGCGACACACCCUAACAAGAAGCCGUUCACCAGCCACCGCCUGGUCGAGCCGGUGCCGGACACUCACAUCCGCGGCCUGACCUGUCUGGAGCACGAGAAUGAGAAGGUCAACAUGUACUGCUUGGUGGAUGACCAGCUCAUUUGUGCCCUCUGCAAGCUGGUGGGGCGCCACAGAGAGCACCAGGUGUCCUCUCUCACUGAACGCUUUGAUAAGCUCAAGGCUUAUCAGGUGAGCCCGGGCAGAGUGUCAGAUGCGGUAAUGGAGGCUUCAAAGACAAGCGCUGCGCAAACCCUGGAAAACAACCUGACCAACCUGGUGAAGAGGAACAGUGAACUGGAGAACCAAAUGGCCAAGCUCAUCCAGAUAUGUCAACAGGUUGAGGUGAACACAGCCAUGCAUGAAGCCAAGCUGGUGGAGGAGUGUGAUGAGCUAGUGGAGAUCAUCCGCCAGAGGAAACAGGUCAUCGCUGUAAAGAUCAAAGAAUCUAAGGUGAUGAAACUGCGUAAGCUGGCUCAGCAGAUAGCGAACUGUCGCCAAUGUCUGGAGCGCUCCAGUGCCCUCAUCACACAGGCAGAACAGAGCCUGAAGGAGAACGACCACGCUCGCUUCCUCCAGACAGCCCGAAAUGUAGCAGAAAGGGUUGCCAUGGCGACGGCCUCCUCCCAGGUCCUCAUCCCUGACGUCAACCUGAAUGAGGCAUUUGACAACUUUGCCCUGGACUUUUCCAGAGAGAAGAAGAUUCUAGAGGGACUAGAUUACUUAACAGCUCCAAACCCGCCAUCCAUAAGAGACGAGCUGUGCACCGCCUCUCAUGACACCAUCACUGUUCACUGGACGUCCGAGGACGAGUUCAGCGUCACUUCCUACGAGCUGCAGUACACCAUCUACACCGGCCAGACAAAUUUUAUCAGUUUAUACAACUCGGCAGACAGCUGGAUGAUCGUACCAAACAUCAAGCAGAACCACUACACGGUGCACGGCUUGCAGAGUGGCACCCGUUAUAUCUUCUUUGUCAAGGCUAUCAACCAGGCAGGAAGCCGCAACAGUGAGCCAGCCCGCCUCAAAACCAACAGUCAACCCUUCAAGUUGGACCCAAAGACGGCUCACAAGAAGUUACGUCUGUCCAACGACUGUCUGACCAUGGAGAAGGAUGAGAGCUCACUGAAGAAGAGCCACACCCCGGAGCGUUUCAGCGGCACAGGCUCCUAUGGCGCAGCUGGUAAUGUCUUCAUUGACAGCGGGUGCCACUACUGGGAGGUGCUGCUGGGAGCGUCGACAUGGUAUGCCAUCGGCGUGGCUUACAAAUCAGCCCCGAAAAAUGAGUGGAGCGGCAAGAACUCAUCCUCAUGGGUGUUCUCGCGCUGCAACAACAACUUUAUGGUGCGCCACGAUGGCAAGGAGAUGCUGGUGGAGGCUAGCCUGCAGCUGAGGCGGCUGGGUGUCCUGUUGGACUACGACAACAACUCACUGUCCUUCUAUGAUGCCAUGAACUCCCAGCACAUUCACACCUUCGAAAUCUCCUUCCUCCUGCCCGUUGUACCCACUUUCAUGAUCUGGAACAAGUCAGUCAUGAUACUCUCAGGGCUACCCGUCCCCGACUUUGUCGAUGGUGUGGCCUCAGAUCUCCAAGAGCAGCAACAUCAGCAGAUGGGCCUGUGCAGACAAGAGUCACCAUACUUGACCGGGAUGAAGUCCUGCCACUGAGAAAGGCCAACAAAUGGCCUUGCAGAGUCCACUCAGGCCCAGUGACUGAAAGGUCUAUUGGGAGCUGAAAGACACUGACAGCUUGACUGAGUCUAACCUCUUCAUUCAAGAGUGGACCAGUUACUUUAAUAUGGAUUUAGAAAAGUGUUGGAAAUAUGCACACCCGUCUGGAAAAAUGUCAGUCACCUUAGUUUGUAGCCAUCCAAUGCUUUACAAAUCCAACAGUGAAUGGGAACAAGGUCUCUUGACUGCAAACGUCAGUAGACCUGAAAUUCGUCUGAAGCCCUAGAGUCACUAAGGGCAGGGCUGGACAUCUGGUUUUCUAGACCAUUUAAGGUCUUCCUUUUUGAUUUAUUGUCCUCCUUAUUUGAUCCUAGGCAGAAGACCAAGAAGGGAAUGGUCAGCCUUUUACAGUUUGAAGUUACAACAUGUGAACAGUGAGAUUACUUAAUGUUUCACUUAUGGUAGAUUAAAACACAAAAAAUCCAUUGAAGAAUCAGCCUACUACAGACAUUUUAAUUUUAUUUUAAAUGUCCAUAUUUCUGUCUUGCUUGAUAUGUCAAGUGAACAAAAUUUGACAAAAACUAAAUUAAAUUGGACUCAUUAUAGAUCAGAAUUAGCAGUUAAAGGAAAAGUUUCACUAUAUGGGAAAUACACUUAACAGUAUUUGCUUUCUUAGCAAGAGUUAGAUGAGAAGGUUGAUACCACUCUUGCAUCUGUAUGUUAAAUAUAAAGCUAGAGCCAGCAGGAAGGUUAGCUUAGUGUGGCAUAAAGACUGUAAGGUCUUGAGUCUGAUAGUUAAACAAAUGGGAUAUAAUGUGUAAUGGUGUGAACUUUUGAGAGCUUCACGGUGGAUUUUUACCUUUAGACAGAGCAGGACUAGCUAUUUCCCCUUGUUUCCAGUCUUUGAUCUGAGCCGCCUGCUGGCUACAGACGUGAGAGUGGUAUUGAUCUUAUCAUCUUACUCUCGCCAAGAAAGCGAAUAAGCGUAUGUCCCAAAACAUUUUUUCCUUUAAAUGUGGAUGUGUCUUCUUUGAGUCCACUUUAUUGUGUGAGCUACAUGCUAACACAAAUAUAUGCUAGCUGUGGACUUUUUGUGUUGCAUUACAACAGGGUGUAUUACAAAUCUUCUGGUGUCACUCUUCAUGUGUUGUACCCUCAGUAAUGUUUUCCUUGAUCUUCCUCCUAGAUUUGACGCAGCAGUCUUGUUUGUAUUGGCGUGUAGUUGCUUCCAGAUUUCAGGAAGCGUUUACGUUGCUCCCACAUAUAAAUAAGAUCACAGGGGGUAGGAUUUGCGUCAUGUGACUACUCGAUUUGUAUCAUAAGAGGUUUAUUGAAUAUUAGAGGAUAAGAUGUUAUUUAUGACAAAAAAGGAUGGUUUACUUUUAUUAUUAAUCUCAACAUAUUCAUGAUGCACUUUUUAAUUAACACAAUUUCCCCUCUAUGAGUAUGAAAGUAGAUGGAGCAAGGUGGCAGGGAUAUAAUGGGGAGGGAAAGUGACAGCUAGCACGACUGCUGGUUGUGUUCACUCCUCUAAAUAGCCUACAUCACCUUAUUUUCCUACUCAUAUUUAGAAGAUGAUUUAUGGUCAAUAAUGAUGGUUUGCGGAUAUUUUACUAUAGCAAAGUCUAUUGUGAAAAAAAUAAUGGUCAAACUAAUUUUUGUUUUGCUAGCACCUAAUCUAGUCACUCAGAGCACUUUGCAAUAAAACAGAGGUCCCUGCUGGUGAACUUAUGAAGUUAAAAAGGUUUUUUGACUGCUUUGAACACAACCAGUGACUUUCCCUCCCCAUGACUCUUUUCGAUAGCAUAUAGUAACUUCAUCUUGUUUUGAAAAGGGAUAUGAUUAUGAUGAUAUUCCUACGAUUUUUAUCAUGAUGAAAUGAUUAUAAACUAAUCAUCAUUCUGUUGUCAACUUUUCAGGGAAGGAGGGGGUUAACACUUUAACUUGCUGUCUGUCGCAAUGUCAUGGCAUGAUUGUGUUUUCUUCUGUGAUUUCUUAACACACACACAUGCACAUACACACACAAAGCAUCGCACACAUCAUGUUUCAUUUAGGUUGGCCUUGUCGUGAUAAAUGCAUGAAACAUUGUAUCCCACACCGGUUCACUGGGUAAUUUAAGUAGCUUUUUCAAUGUCACCAAAUCUUGCUUUUCAUCAGAUACUGACUCACCUGCACAUUUGCUUACAACAGAUUUGACCUCAAACUCUUUUUGUCACCCAUCACAAUUCAAAUAACAGCUGGAUCCAUUGUUUGGGGGGUGGGAUUUGAAGGCCUUGUGUGGGUGACAGUUUGAUAUUCAGGUAGUGACUCUGAUUCAGACAAUCAAAUAUGUAUCAUAGUUUAUGCAGAUUUUAAGAGGUUGUGUAGCAGGAAACAGGGAUUGAAGUGAAACUUCAACAGAUUGUGUUGAAACAAGCAGAUGUUUUACAUACCAUCUUGUUAGAUUCGACAUGAAAAACAUGACACUUCAUGGCCAUUUUACACAUCACCAGGUAUGCACUUAAUGUUGAAUGUCAUGUAACAUUUGUAUUGACGGACUAUGAUUUGCUAGACUUGAAAACACAGUCAUACCCUGUAAACACACACUGAUUUCUAUGAUUUGCUAGAAAACAUGAUUACUUAUUGAUGAGUUAAAGCAAAGAUCCAGUGAUGUAAAGGAAAAAUCUGACAACCCACAGCCUCCCAGUGUACCUUUCAACCUGCAGUGUUCUCAAAGGCAACUGUGUGAUGCGUCAGUCAUGAUUGUUUGAUAGAGGUAUAGAUUGCCUGAGCGCUACAGGCAACAGAAAUAAUCCACUGGUCAAAGGUAGCACAGGAGGAGUCUCCAGUAUGAAAGGAAGGUUAUUCUGUCAGGGAGAUUAGUGAAUGUUACCUGACUUCCAGAUAUCCACCCAUCUUUUUGAACAAUGUUGGUCACAGUCUUGAAACAGCCAUGUGUUGAUUUGUGAUCCAGAAUGACAAGCUCAACUCAUCUGUGCAAGUGUGCUUGGCUGGGUCACUGCAUGAUUAUGUGACCUUGCUGCAGGUUCAUAACUCCUUCCUUAUCUUCAUGAUGGGGUUUCUUAUCUUGUGUCAAACAUUUUUUUUUCUUUUUUUUUUGUUAAUGGAAAAAAAAAACGUGACACUCAGACACGAAAUGUUCAUUGACGCGCAUAUCAGAUAGUUUGCAGUGCUCUUUCUUUCUUUCUUUGUGUCACAAGUCAAUACAGUAAAAUAUAUACAGUGAAUGAUUUUCAAUAGCUACCCACUUCUUGUAGUGCAGUGUAAUACCCUAGAGACAAUGCAAUAGAUUCUCCUUUUUGCUUUUCUGUUUGUGUAACUUGGGAAGUUAUUUUUUACAGCUCAUGAGAAACACGCUCCUCUCCCUUUGGCAUUUGGACCUUGAUGAACAGCACAAAAAGAGCAGCAUUGCAUUCAAGCAAGGCUUUCUGUUUCCAUAGACAUGAGAGAUACUUUUAGCCAGAGAGGAAUGUAAAUCAUAGGGGGAAAUAUAUUAUAUAAAGUUGUAUAAUAUACAAAAUAUAUAUGAAACAAUGUUAUUUAUGUGAAUUUAAGUCCAAUUAAAAGUCUGAUCCUAAAUGUG
Messenger RNA from Micropterus salmoides (largemouth bass), 6550 nucleotides. RefSeq names its product midline 2 (gene mid2). Gene Ontology annotation, molecular function: zinc ion binding; protein binding. Lineage: Eukaryota; Metazoa; Chordata; Actinopteri; Centrarchiformes; Centrarchidae. The transcript has 11 exons. The record is from RefSeq and is a predicted model, not a curated record. Bases 661 to 2964 code for a protein of 767 amino acids.